Messenger RNA from Bicyclus anynana (squinting bush brown), 1053 nucleotides. RefSeq lists its product as uncharacterized. Bases 135 to 497 code for a protein of 120 amino acids. The transcript has 3 exons. Lineage: Eukaryota; Metazoa; Arthropoda; Insecta; Lepidoptera; Nymphalidae. The record is from RefSeq and is a predicted model, not a curated record.
CAAUUAUACUAAAAUCUUACAGAAGUAACUACUGUCAUUCGGCCACAGUAUAAAUUAACAAAAACAAUACUUAUUUGUAUAACAAUACUUAUUUGUAUUUGCAGUUAGGUAUUUUAAAACAACUGGAAAUUAAAAUGAAAGAGUUAAUAAUCAUUGCCUUCUUGACUUUAAUAGUAUUAAGUGAGGCGAGACCAAGUGACAACCUCGUUGAUACAAAAGCUUCUCUCAAGACUGGAGGUCAUGCACGAGUACGCCGACGGUUCAAUUACGACGACUACAUGGACAAAUUUUGGGAUGAAUUGGAUAAGAAUGAGAACAGCAACAUGUUGAAUAUAGGCAAUGGAUACAAGAACAAGAACACGGUGCACAUUAGCGGGAAAAGACACGGUUACGGUAUGGUCAAUAUUGGCAAUGGAUCUAAGAACACUAACACUGUAUACUAUGGUGUGAAACCAAUCAAUGGAGACCCGUUCGAUGACCCUUUUUUCAAACAUUAACAAGUGAUUUUCAUGUCAUUUGAUACAAGUAUAAAAUAAACAUUAGUUCAAACUUAUAAAGUUUUAAAAUAAAAUGUUUCGAAUUUGUGACUUCAUCGACUGCCAUUAUUAUUAUUAUAGGACUAAAAAGUGAAUACAAAUAUAAGAAAACUAAUUUCGAACAAAGGUUAUGAUUCACAACACUUGUCAGGACAACUUAAUUAACAAAUCAAACUGUAAUCAAAAUAAGACCCUAGAAUGGCAGAGAAUGACCUUGAGUAAAGUCACGUACUUAUGAAUGACGUGUGUAGGGUUAAAGGAUCCUUUGACUGAUAUCAAACACUCCCCUUUUCCACUCAAGUCACUCUCCCCGCCUAUCCCAAGCAACCCAUAAAGAAUUACACAACAAGAGAUGUGGACGGCUUGAACGCCACGAGCACACUGAAGCCAACACGAGAUCGAGCGACGUCAUAUCCGUCACAGACUACUAUUUCCAACACUAAACGUCGAUAACAUUAUGUAUUAAACCUUUGAGAGAUCUAUCAAAUGAUAAGUAUAAUAUACUGAUGAGUAACCA